This is a messenger RNA of Fonticula alba, 817 nucleotides long. RefSeq names its product 30S ribosomal protein S10p/S20e. Gene Ontology annotation, cellular component: ribosome; cytosolic small ribosomal subunit. The coding region runs from base 108 to 479 and encodes 123 amino acids. Gene Ontology annotation, molecular function: structural constituent of ribosome. The record is from RefSeq and is a predicted model, not a curated record. Gene Ontology annotation, biological process: translation. The transcript is spliced from 3 exons. NCBI's taxonomy places the organism in Eukaryota, Rotosphaerida, Fonticulaceae.
GCAGCGGUUGAAGAGGAAGGCUCCUCUCUCGCACCACCCAGGUUGAUGGCCCCUGCGCCAUUCCACACAUUGUUUUUUUUUUGUGUCCGAGCGUUUCAUUCGUCAUCAUGUCCGCUGUUGCUGCCACCAAGCCCGGUUUCGAGGCCCCCACCGCCCUCCCCACCACCAUCCGCAUCACCAUCACCUCGACCGACGUCAAGAAGGCCGAGCGUGUGUGCCGCGACCUCCUCCAGAAGAUCAAGACCCGCGACUCCAUCGCCUUCAAGGGUCCCAUGCGCAUGCCCACCAAGGUUCUGCGUCUGACCACCCGUAAGACCCCCAACGGUCAGGGUUCCAAGACCUGGGACAAGUUCGAGAUGCGCAUCCACAAGCGCGUCAUCGACAUCACCGCCACCAUCACCGAGGCCCGCACUGUCACCAACGUCAACAUCGAGUCCGGUGUCAACGUUGAGGUCACUGUCCCCAAGACCACCGCCUAAAUGCGCGUUGCAUGUGUCUCCCCUUCCCUUUGAGAGGAGCUGGCUGGCCGGCUGUGCAUUUGCGCAUGCGCUAGUCCAGCAGCUUGCCAGCCAGUGGUAUGUUGAACCGUUCGCCCCUCUUCCCCAGCACGCGCUGUGUGUGCCCCUCUUUCGCGUUGGAGGAGGCCCCCCUUGUCUCGAUGAGAGCAGGCGGCAGGUCUCUCUCUCCCAUGCUCUCGUAGGCGGCCCUCGCGCUCUCGGUGAUGCACGGGGAACCCGUUGGUGUUCGCGCUGCGCACGCGCGCAUGCGUCCCGCCAGCGCCCCCGGAAUGUACAAUAUACUUUUCUUCACAGAAAUA